ACAGUUUUAAACAUUCAGCUUCAUAUAAAGCAAACUACAGAGGAGAUUGAGGAGUUGUCAGAAAUAUCUAUAACGAUCUUUUCUUUAGAUAACCAGUGAUUUGAUCGAAGCUGGUGCUGCCGGCCGUUUGAGACUGAUUGGAAGAGCUGGCACAGGAGUUGACAACAUCGACGUCCCAUCAGCCACCGCAAACAAAGUCCUUGUUAUGAACACACCUCAGGCCAAUUCUCGAUCUGCAGCUGAGCUGACUUGCACUCUCAUUCUCAGUCUCACACGACAUGUUCCACAAGCUGAUGCCUCUAUGAAGGCUGGCAAAUGGGCAAGGAAAGAGUAUAUGGGAGAAGAAGUAAGCCCGAUGUUGAUUGAAACAACAGAUUCCACUUUUGAGCGGUUUAAGAUUUAA
Messenger RNA from Strongylus vulgaris, 403 nucleotides. The record is from the annotation of a GenBank genome assembly. NCBI's taxonomy places the organism in Eukaryota, Metazoa, Nematoda, Chromadorea, Rhabditida, Strongylidae.